Messenger RNA from Nicotiana attenuata, 2130 nucleotides. RefSeq lists its product as uncharacterized. The coding region runs from base 1 to 2130 and encodes 709 amino acids. Gene Ontology annotation, molecular function: nucleic acid binding; RNA-DNA hybrid ribonuclease activity. NCBI's taxonomy places the organism in Eukaryota, Viridiplantae, Streptophyta, Magnoliopsida, Solanales, Solanaceae. The transcript has 7 exons. The record is from RefSeq and is a predicted model, not a curated record.
AUGGUCAAAAAGAAGAACAGGAAAUGGCGAAUGUGUGUAGACUUCACCGAUCUGAACAAAGCAUGCCCGAAAGAUUCCUUCCCGCUACCAUAUAUCGACCAACUGAUUGACGCGACAGCAGGGCACGAACUGCUGAGUUUUUUAGAUGCCUACUCCGGUUACAACCAAAUUCUAUUGGCCGAAGAAGAUCAGGAAAAAACGACUUUCAUCACUCGCCAAGGAAUUUACUGCUAUAAAGUGAUGUCGUUCGGACUCAAGAAUGCGGGGGCCACUUACCAGAGGUUAGUCACCAAAAUGUUCAAAGAACAGCUCGAAAAAAUAAUGGAGGUCUAUAUCGAUGAUAUGCUGGUAAAGUCGGCAAAGAAGGAGGACCACAUUAGCCAUCUGAAAGAAGCCUUCGAGAUAUUGAGGCGGUACGGGAUGAAGUUAAACCCGGAAAAGUGCGCCUUCGGCGUGGCCUCAGGGAGAUUCUUAGGCUUUCUCGUGUCGCAACGGGGAAUCGAUGUCAACCCAGAUCAAAUCAAAGCCAUCGACACAAUACCUAAGAUGUCACAAAUUCUUCAACGUAUUAAGAAAAGACCACGGGCUGCAAUGGAACGAGGAAUGCAUCGACGCCUUGAGGAAGCUAAAAGUGUACCUGUCCUCACCACUACUCGUCAAAGCAGACCCAGAAAUAUUGCCCGCGGCGGAACAGGAAGCGCUUCGCGCUUCCGCAUGUACCGACCUUUGGACCCUCUAUACCAAUGGCGCUUCGAACGCCUCGGGAUCGGGACCUGGACUCAUCCUCGAAGUCCCCACGGGCGAGGUCUAAAGUUAGCCCUCAAGUAUGGCGUGCGACGACUCAUCCUCCAUUGCGACUCCCAACUCGUUGUAAAUCAACUCACCGGGACUUACCAAAUCAAAGGGAAGAGACUACAGAGGUAUCAGUCAGAAAUCCGUAAACUACUACCAGAGUUUGACGAAUGCCGCCUCGACCAGAUCCCCAGGGCACAAAACAUGGAAGCAGAUGGCCUCGCCAAAUUAGCUGCUGCCACCAAAAAUAUUAACAAGGAAAGCGUGAUCACCCUCCUUCACUCAGCCAUAGACCACAUCGAGGUACUUUCUCUGAACCUAACUUGGGACUGGCAAAACCGCCUUGUGUACUAUUUACAGGAUGGAAUACUCCCGCAAGACAAGAAAGAGGCCAAGAAACUCCGGGUGCAGGCAGCUCGAUACAGCCUGGUAAAUCAUGACCUCUACAAAAGAACAUUUGGCGGCCCCCUAGCCAAAUGUCAUGGACCGCACCUAACUAGGCAAGUACUGGAGGAAGUACAUGAGGGUCACUGCGGCGCCCAUACAGGGAAUCGCACCCUCGUUCGAUGUCUUAUUCGCGCCGGCUAUUACUGGCCCACUAUGAAAAAAGAAGCCGCGGACUACAUCCGGAGAUGCGUGCAAUGCCAAAAGUAUGCCCCUAUGAUACAUCAAGCAGGGGAACUCCUCCAUUCGGUCACCUCGCCAUGGCCUUUCAUAAAGUGGGGAAUGGACAUAGUCGGCCCUCUGCCAGCAGGACAAGGAAAGGUUCGUAUGCUCAGAUACGUGAAUAGGAGGUCAUCGCCUUCAUAUGGAAAAAUAUUAUAUGCCAUUUCGCUCGAGGAAGCUAAAGGGCUAAGGCCCGAACUACUGCCUGAAGUAUUGUGGGCACACCGAACUACGCCAAAAUCCAGCACGGAAGAAAUGCCCUACUCACUUGUCUAUGGGACCAACGCAGUCAUACCUGUCGAGGUCGGAGAACCCAGCCUGAGAUCCUCGCAUAUAAGCGGUGCGGAUAACGACGAAAGUAGGUUACAAGACCUAGAUGAAAUUGAAAAACGGAGAGACAUGGCCCAUGUGAGAAUGAUUGCCCAGAAGCAGCAAAUGGAGAGAUACUACAACAAAAAGGCCAAAUUGAGGCCAAAGGAGUACCUGGAAAUUAGACCAAAAAUAAGAGGAAUUGGAGGUCAGAUACACAGCAGCAGAGUAACAGAUGCAAUCUCAGCAAAGUCUCAGCAAAUCCAAUAUAAAAACCCAGGAGUUGGAUGUGGCGAACCCCAGAAAUCAGGUUCAAUCAAGCAAAGGACCCAGCUGAACUUAAAACCAGACUUUGAUGGUUGA